Messenger RNA from Daldinia caldariorum, 917 nucleotides. RefSeq names its product putative 40S ribosomal protein S24. Gene Ontology annotation, molecular function: structural constituent of ribosome. The coding region runs from base 290 to 700 and encodes 136 amino acids. Lineage: Eukaryota; Fungi; Ascomycota; Sordariomycetes; Xylariales; Hypoxylaceae. Gene Ontology annotation, biological process: translation. Gene Ontology annotation, cellular component: ribosome. The record is from RefSeq and is a predicted model, not a curated record. The transcript is spliced from 3 exons.
UAGGGCUUUAACCUCGCCUACGGGUAACUAAACCUAUGCACACCUCAAAAAAGUGAAAAGAAAACGAGAAAAGGAGCGGGCCGGAAAUUUGCUUAGUCCGGGUUUGUUAGCCCCAAUCACAGCACCACUAACUAAAUCCACCCACUUUCGGCUACGAAUUUUCGUGAACGCCUUUCCCACCAUUCGAAUACUAAUCCAAGCAGCAACAUCAAGUCCCCUCAACGCCCAAUCUUCCUCUUGACAGAUCGCAUCCUUCGAAUCCAUUUCGAUCCGUCAAUAAAUCGCGAAGAUGGCUGACUCCGAGACUUCGGUCACCUUGCGAACUCGCAAGUUCAUCCGAAACCCUCUCCUCGGUCGCAAGCAGAUGGUCGUUGACAUCCUACACCCUAACCGACCCAACAUCUCCAAGGACGAGCUCCGCGAAAAGCUGUCCGCCAUGUACAAGGCACAGAAGGAUCAGAUCUCCGUCUUCGGUCUACGAACGCAAUACGGUGGCGGCAAGACUACCGGUUUCGCCCUAGUCUACGACUCACCCGAGGCCAUGAAGAAAUUCGAGCCCCAGUACCGACUCAUCCGUGUCGGCCUUGCUACUAAGGUCGAGAGAGCGUCAAGACAGCAACGCAAGCAACGCAAGAACCGACAGAAGACCCUACGGGGUACCGCCAAGGUCAAGGGCGCCAAGGCGAAGAAGGAGAAAUAGACGAUGGGCUUCUAGGUGUUCUGGUCUGGUCUUUGUGGAGUGGGAUUUGGCUCAGCUUCGGCACUGGCUCUGUGCAUCAUACGCGAAAAUGCAUAUCUGCAUCCUACGUACUAGUUCUCGACGCGGUACUAGUGAAAUUUCCUCGAGGCGUGGCGGAAUGAAUUUGAUGAUUUCCAACACGAUAGCAUAAAUCAAAGAGUUUUCAUGGCAACACCCA